Molecule: messenger RNA, 2502 nt
Organism: Oppiella nova
Lineage: Eukaryota; Metazoa; Arthropoda; Arachnida; Sarcoptiformes; Oppiidae
Source: the annotation of a GenBank genome assembly
AUGCGAGUAAACUUUAAGAACAGUUUUGGACAUCGAAUGGCAGUGUUUGAGAGCAUCGAUGAGGUGGUGGCGCGACUUAACGGUGCCAUUAUUGCCGAAGAGAUUACGAGAAAAGUGUUGAACGUCCAGACAUUGGCUUGUACCGCCACUCAGGACUGGCAGAUAGACUCUGGGUCAUUUGUGUCUAACUCAUGGGUAGGAAAUGUCGUAUAUUUAUUGAGGGUAUUCUAUGUGUUGGAACCCAUACAUGAGGAGGAGGUAGGGUUGGCUGGCUUUGUGCCCCAAUGUCUGGAAGGGGGUUUGUUUAGGAAACCUAAGUUCGAGUCCCAGUCCUGUCUAUUACGGAAGGCCUCAAAAUGGUUGUCCGAAAACCCGGAGAUUAACUUUUGUAGUGCGAUGUCAUUGGAUGUGAAACUCAAGUCAAUGGUAUCGAUUGACACGAAACGGAUGUCCGUCACGCGAGAGACCGGAGAUUUCAUACGAAUCCUUCGCAUAGCGUAUACCAAACCCCGGGAGUUGUCGGCAGACAUACCCAUCAGCUCUACACUACCACCGCCUCCGCCCGUAUACCUCGAGCACCAGGUGUAUGUCUCACAUAAAGAUUAUUCAAUGAUAAAACAUGUGAUCAAUGAUUUCAUGGGAAGGGAUGAGUGGCGGACAGCACAGGAAACUUACAAAUGGCUGCUCUUAAGCUGCGAAACGGUUCCAGUGUUUGCCAACAAUGGUCUCAAGACAUCGCUGGGAGCUAACAGUGAUCAGUCCUUUCAGGCCCUACUGUCCUCUAACCACACACUCUGUAGUUCAGAGUAUUAUGCCCUAAUACUCUACUAUGACGUCGGAUACUAUGGUAUCGACCACCUUGGGUACAAUGCGAAUUCAUUGAGUGCUUAUGAUAUAAUAAGGGAACGACCCGUAGGCUGUCACCGAUAUCAACGAGAUAUACCCGAUAUCUUUGAUAGACAUGACGACGAUGUAGUGACCUUUGACGAGGACCUACCAGCCCCCGAAGACUGUCGGCUAACAGCCAUAAUAGACUUCGCAAACAAUUGGCUACAGAAGCGGGAGGUAUGGGGUGUCAUAUCGUGCGAGACUGUAGGCGCCAUAAUAAGGGUUAAGUUCUCAAAGGGCGGGACAGUUACCUACAAAAAACUACUGACCACUUACUCUAUCAACGAUGAAGGCAUACUGAGUCAAUGGGGAGUAUCGUAUGACACACUCAUCUCAGAGGGAACGGCAUGUUUUCGAGUGAAACUGUUGCGUCUAUGGGUCCGACCCUUUGAUAGCUCGGAGUUCAACGAUAAGGUGCGUCCGAUUGUACCGCAGAUACAGUUCCGCGACUUAGAGCCCCGGAUUCUGGACUCAAGUAGUAAUAGGUUUGAGAGCAUCGAUGAGGUGGUGGCGCGACUUAACGGUGCCAUUAAUGCCGAAGAGAUUACGGGAAAGAUAUUGAAUUGUCACUCCGGACUGGGAGAUGACUCCCAGACCAAUGUGUCCGACCCAUGGGUUGGUAGGAUUGUCUACGUGUUGAGAGUGUUUUACAUAUUGGGACCCAUACAUGAGGAGGAGGUAGGUUUGGCUGACUUUGUGCCCCAGUAUCUGGAAGGGGGUGUGUUUAGGAAACCUAAGUUCGAGUCCCAGUCCUGUGUAUUACGGAAGGCCUCGAAAUGGUUGUCCGAAAACCCGGAAAUAAACUUUUGUAGUGCGAUGUCAUUGGAUGUGAAACUCAAGUCAAUGGUAUCGAUUGACACGAAACGGAUGUCCGUCACGCGAGGGACCGGAGAUUUCAUACGAAUCCUUCGCAUAGCGUAUACCAAACCCCGGGAGGUGUCCGCAGAUAUACCCAUCAGCUCAACGCUACCACCACCUCCGCCCGUAUACCUCGAGCACCGAGUGUUUGUCUUACAUAAGGACUAUUCGGAAAUUAAAUAUGCAAUCAAUGACUUCAUGGGAAGGGAUGAGUGGCUGACAACACAGGAAACGUACAAAUGGCUGCUCUUGAGCUGUGAAACGGUUCCCGUGUUUGCCAACAAUAGUCUCAAAUCAACGCUCGAGAAAAACAGCGAUCAGUCCUUUCAGACACUACUGUCCUCUAAGCACACACUCUGUAGUUCAGAAGCCGUAAUAGACUUCGCAAACAAUUGGCUACAGGAGCGGGAAGUAUGGGACGUGAUAUCGUGCGAGACUGUAGGCGCCAUAAUAGAGGUCGCGUUUUCAAAGGGCGGGACAGUUACCUACAAAAAACUACUGACCACUUACUCUACCAACAAUGAGAGCCCACUGAGACAAUGGGCGGACUAUUACGACACAUUCAUCUAUGAGAAAACGAUAUGCUUUCGGGUGAAAAUGUUGAGGCUAUGGUUGCGACCAUUUGAUAGCCCGGAGCUCAACGAUAAGAUGCGUCCGAUUGUACCGCAGAUACAGUUCCGCGACUUUGAGCCCCGGAUUCUGGACUCAAGUAGUAAUAGGUUUGAGAGCAUCGAUGAGGUGGUGGCGCGACUUAAC